This is a messenger RNA of Hyla sarda, 1480 nucleotides long. It is a transcript of the gene TMEM127, whose product is annotated as transmembrane protein 127. The coding region runs from base 80 to 853 and encodes 257 amino acids. NCBI's taxonomy places the organism in Eukaryota, Metazoa, Chordata, Amphibia, Anura, Hylidae. The transcript has 4 exons. Gene Ontology annotation, biological process: negative regulation of cell population proliferation; negative regulation of TOR signaling. The record is from RefSeq and is a predicted model, not a curated record. Gene Ontology annotation, cellular component: membrane.
CUCGGAGAAGAGGGCCCCCGGUGAAGAUGGACAGCCCGGAACGACUAACCCUCCCCACCGGACGGUCCCUGUAGCAUAGAUGGCCCGGACCAGCUCACCCUUCCUUCCCACCGAGGGGAGACAGAAACCAGCACCUGAGAUGUUUGCUCCCGGCGGGUCCGGUGGUUCUUCAAUGCCGAGGAGAAGAGGUCACGGGGCUCAUGCCCUUCCCAAGCAGCCAGAAAGAAGUCUGGCAUCCGCCCUGCCUGGUGCAUUAUCCAUUACAGCCCUCUGUACCGCUCUGGCAGAACCAGCUUGGCUACAUAUCCAUGGGGGAACGUGCAAACGUCGGGAGUUGGGGGUAGCAGAUGUACUUGGAACUGAAGACCCUGAGCUUCUUACAAAAUUCUGUAUGAACCAUCAGACAAUACUUCUCCUCCGUGUCAUCGCCGGCUUCUGCUUCCUGGGUAUUGCCUGCAGUAUGACCGCUUUCUUGCUUGAUGUCUUUGGUCCGAAGCAUCCUGCCCUCAAAAUUACGAGGCGCUAUGCUUUUGCCCACAUACUCACAGUUUUGCAAUGCGCAACAGUUAUUGGUUUCUGCUACUGGGCCUCGGAGCUCAUAUUGGCACUCCAGCAGCAACACAAACAAUACCACGGCUCCCAGGUCUACGUCACCUUUGCCGUUAGUUUUUACUUGGUGGCCGGGGCAGGGGGAGCCUCCAUUCUUGCCACCGCUGCCAACCUCCUGCGCCAUUAUCCAUCAGAAGAAGAGGAGCAGGCUUUGGAGUUGCUGUCGGAGAUGGAAGCUGACUCUUACCCAGCCGAGUAUGACGUCAUGAAUCCUUUCCAACCACCGCCUGCUUACACGCCAUAACCAGGGCCCCCAGGGCCUCAACCCUAAGACUGUCUCCCUAUAACAGAUGGAGAACCUGCUGCUUGCAUCAAGAGGACAUUUUUGGCCAAACUAGCAUAUGCGUAUGGAAAACGGGCUGUUCUGUACCCUCUUGCAGCUUGGUCAUCCACACAGAUUUCACAUCUGCUUCCUUUGCUGUUCUACUUUUGUGAUUGUUCACAACCUUCAGAAUGCUUUUUUCUGUCUAUAACCGCGUCACCCCUAUGUCUGCCUCGAUACAGGUUUUAAUUCGACACCCUCACAGGUUGACUUUGUAAGAAAUGGCUGCUGCACGGUGUCACUGGCACAAAUGUGGGCAUGCUAUGGUGCUUACAAUUGUAAGCUAUAUAUUUCUUAUCAGUUUUUGUUUUUUUAAAGAUAAUAAAGGCUAACUCCACUCCAAACCUGGACAUUUAAUCUAUAGUUUAUCACAGUAUUCCAGAAAAAAAGACAGCCUGGGAAGCUGAGAUAUGUGGAGUUGUUUGAAGAGUUAAAGGGUUACUCUGCCCCUAAACAUCUUAUCCCCUAUACAAAGGAUAGGGGAUAAGAUGUCUGAUCGUAGGGGUCCCGCCGGAUGUGGCGCUGGAGGCUUGUGGCGUCACAGCGAAC